CUGCGGCUUCCGUGUCUGCGCUUGUCGCAACCGCCGCGCCGUGCUCCGCUCGCGGCUCGUGAGGGGCGGGAGCCGGGGGUCGCGGAGGGGCCGGGCGGUAGCCGGAGUGGGCCUGGGCCGCCCUGCGGCGCGCAGUUCAAAGUAAGGAAUACCUCUCUCCUGCUUCUUUCUGUAAGCAGCAUCUCAUUGUGCAGGAGCUCGAUCAUGCAACCUCCACCCCAGGCUGUCGCGUCUGGUGUGGUCCGGCCGCCUCCGUCCGGGAGUCCUCAGAGCAUGUUCUGGUCCAACAGCCCGUAUAGGAGACAGGCCAAUAGUAAUGCACCAGUGGCCCCCAUAACCUGCCCACUGCAGCCGGUGACGGACCCGUUUGCUUUUAGUAGACAGGCGCUCCAAAAUACAUCAUUGGGCAGUUCGUCUAAAAGUAGCCCACCCGUUGUGCAAGGCUCAGCCCCACCACUGUCUCUUCAGCGUGCUGGUCUGCCUGGGCCACACGCAAAUGCUGGGGAUAGCUCCCGAGGACCCUGCGAGCCUCUGCCGCAGCCCAUGUCAGAUGCCAGCCCAUUUCCCGGCGUGCUGAGCCCCUCGGCACCGCCUGGGCCCGAGGUGAACAGGAGAGUCGAGGUCGCUCCCGGCCCGGAGCCUGAAGCUCAGACCCCGCCGUACCCUCCUCAGUACAUUCCAGGAGUGGGUCCUGACAGCUGUCGUGUGGGCCAUCCACAGGCGAACACGCCACGGCCCGACAGACCCCUGAGCAGGCCGAGCCUGCACGACGGCACCGCGACAUCAGCAGCGCCCCCUUUCCUCCCUCAGCCUCGUCAGCAAACGCCCGGGCAGUGGGGGCCGGUGCAGGGAGGCCCGCAGCCCUCGGGGCAGCAUUACCGGCCCUGCCCAGAGGGACCUGUGCAGAACACGGUGUGCCACGCCUCCAGCGCCACCCACUUUCCCGCUCCGUCCAACCUGCGUCAGGGUCCUGGCCACGAGCAACACGGCCCCCUGGUGUCUUUACCGGGACCCUCGGCCAGCGACGGGAGAAAUGAGGCAGUCUACCUGCAAAGUGGAAACCACUCAGCAAAUAGCUUUGAUCCAGAAAAUGCAUUCAGGCAGAAUUCCAGAGUUGGGAACGCUCGGGCGGGCCAGGAGUUCAGGUUGAGUCCAGGAGUGAAUAGAGAGCAGUUGUCAGACCUGGCUCUCGUCAACCCCCUCGCUCAGGGAAGCAGCCCAGAAAGCCACUCGCAUGACCCCCUGGCUGCCGGGAGCAGCUGGACCCUGCCGGAAGCGGGCUCGGGGGCGCUCUCCAUGUUUUUCAAAGGAGGAGAGACAGAGAACGAAGAGAACCUCACAUCUGAAAAAGCAGUCUCUGCCGGUCAGUCUGACUUUGAUGGUUUCUCCCCCGGCCCGGGCCUCGGCCAGCCUCCUGCACACAUGGGGGCAGGAGGCGUUUAUCAGGCCUUUCUCAGAGGUUCCAGCAGCGAGCCCACGCAGCAGGGAGGAGACCCGCAGACUUACUUUUCUCAGUCUGCAGGCAUCCGGCACGACAAAGCAACUACGAACGCUGCCGCUGUUGACACGUGGGGUGACGUGGCACGUGCGGGGGCUCACGGUGCUGGCGGCCUGCAGUAUGAGAACGUCGAGAACUUAGAGUUCAUUCAGAACCAGGAAGUUCUGCCAAGUGAGCCCCUAAGUGCAGACCCUUCCCCCCCAAGCGCUCAGCUCAGAUACGGGCCCCUUCCCGGGCCGGCUGUCCCCAGGCUCAGUGCCGUGGGCCACGCUGGAGGCGGGGCCCCUAAUCUCGAGGCCCCAGAUACGACGGCGCACGCUGCGCGUUCUGAGAGCGUGUCUUCCAGUUACAGCAGCCAGAGCCAUCGGGGUCUUCCCAGUGCAGCCAGGCCCCACGACUCGGGGGGCACGUUCAUUCAGCAGGAGGUUGGAAAACCUGAAGAUGAGGCUGCGGGGAGGUUUUUUAAGCAGAUCGACUCUUCUCCUGUGGGAGGCGGGACAGACAAGAGCACCGUGAGCCAGAACUACCGCGGCAGCCUGCCCCAGCCCUCGGCCCCGGGCCCCCCAAAGCCUAUGGGAAUAUUUCAGACGAGUGCAAAUAGUUCUUUUGAACCAGUGAAAUCGCACUUCGCUGGAGUAAAACCAGUCGAGGCAGACCGCGCCAACGUGGUGGGCGAGGUGAGGGGCCCCAGCGCCCACCAGAAGCAGCGCAGAGCAGCCUCUGCCGCGCCCGACGCCUCCCCUGGCAACCUGGAGCAGCCCCCCGACAACAUGGAGACCCUCUUCCUGCCCCGGCUCUGUGCUCCACCUCUCACCACACCCACGGAGGCCAGUCCCGGGCUUCCGCACGCCGCGGGGCCGCCCUUGGAAGCUGUGCUCCCCACGCCUGAGAAGAGGCCCUUGACCAGGGCGCAGGGGGCUGUGAAGUGUGAGAGCCCAGCCACGACUUUGUGGGCGCAGAACGAGCUGCCGGAUUUUGGAGGCAAUGUCCUCCUAGCCCCAGCUGCUCCCGUACUUCACGUGCCCGCGAAACCUCAGCCCUCUGAAGUGAUCCAGCCUCCAGACGAGGGGCUGUGCGGCCAGCAGUCCCAGCAGCCGGGCCCCGGCCCCACCGUGCAGAGCGGGGACGGCAUUGGUGCUUCCGAGAAUCUCGAGAAUCCUCCCCAAAUGGGCGAAGAGGAGGCCCUCCCGUCCCAGGCAGGUCCUGGUUAUGCCAGUCUGCUGUCCUCCCCACCCACCGAGUCUUUGCAGAAUCAGCCAGUCUUGAUCGCCCAGCCUGAUCAAAGCUAUAAUUUGGCUCAGCCGGUUAAUUUUUCUGUGUCCUCAUUGAAUCCUAAUGAGAAGAAUCAGUCCUGGAGAGAUUCUUGGGUGGGAGAUAAGCCCACAGUAAGCAGCCAGGCUGCUGGGGGUGAUUCUGGAGAAAACGCUCUUUUGUCUGGGACUCCAGCUGGCGCUCUCAUCUGCUCGCCUCUGCCUAACCAUCUUGCCCAGAGUAAUUUCCCACAAGUUUGUGGUACCUCGGAAAUGGUUUCUAGUCAACCUGCUAAUUUGCUGGUUCAACCACCGUCUCAUCCAGUUCCGAAGAACUUGCUUCCGGAAAGUCAAAAGAUUCAUAAUGCAGAGAGCAUUCUUCCUGAGUUAGUUACCAGUCCUGCUGUAAGCACAGGCGUGAUGUUAGUUCCGCCUGCGAACAAUACCUCAGAACCUGACAGUAAUAAGGCACAUCUGUCCAGCAGUCGGGAUGAAGCUUCGGGAGCCCUAGACUUCUCAUUCAGUCGGACUUUGGAAAACCCCGUAGGAAUGUAUAGCCCGGCCCAGGCUGAUAGCCCAGCUUCUUGUCAGCAAACCAUCUCCAGUCACAGACCGUGUGGGCCUGGGGCACAUACCCCAGACCGUUUCUACCAACAGGUGACGAAAGAUGCUCAGGACCAGCAUGGCCCAGAGAGAGCCCAGCAGGAGCCGGCCCCUCCCCCUCCCCCUCCCCCUCCCCAGGGGCCCAAAGCAGCACUUCCAGAGCCUUCAAACCCAGGAGGUCCACCAGUGCAAGGACAGCCCCCCAGCCCAACCCAUCCGUCUGCAAGUCCGGCUCCAGCUGACAUGGGCCAGCAGCAGCUGCUGCCUCGACCACCUCGGUCCUCCAGCGUGUCCGUCGCAUCUACCAGCUCAAGCCAGGCGGCCACGCGGUCUGACCAGCAGUGGCUGCAGCCGCCGCCUCCAGACUUGGCGUCCUACUACUAUUACGGGUCCCUGUACGAUGGCUACCAGCCCCCGUACCCCUCACCAUACCCGCCGGAUCCUGGCACCGUCCCCCACUAUUACCAGCAGGACAUCUACGGCCUCUGUGAGCCCAGAUACAGGCCCUACGAUGGUGCAGCCGCUGCCUUCGCAGAGAGCUACCGCUACCCCGAGCUCGAGCGGCCCAGCUCCCGGGCGAGUCACUGCUCGGACCGGCCAGCUGCCAGGCAAGGGUAUCCUGAAGGUUACUAUAAUUCCGGAAGUGGAUGGAGCAGUCAGAGUGACUACUGUGCAAGUUAUUACCCCAGCCGGUGCGACUACGCAGAUCCAGGUCACUGGGAUCGGUACCACUAUGGUUCUCGGUCCAGGGACCCCCGCACCUAUGACCGGAGGUGUUGGUAUGAUGCCGAGUACGAUCCGUAUAGGAAGGAAAGCUAUGCUUAUGGGGACAGGCCCGAGAAAUACGACGACCCCUGGAGGUACGACCCCCGCUUCACCGGGAGUUUUGACGACGAGCCUGAGCCGCACAGGGACCCUUACGGGGAGGAGGUGGACCGGCGGAGCGAGCACUCAGCGCGGAGCCUGCACAGCAGUUUCAGCUCCCACUCCCACCAGAGUCAGGUGUACAGAGGUCGCAACGUGACUGCUGGGCCCUACGAGGCGCCCCCUCCGCCGGGCUCCUUCCACAGCGAUUACGCCUACGGCCCCUACGGCGGCGAUUUCCACGGCACCCCGGGCUUCCCGGAGUACGGCUACCCUGCCGAGGCCGGCUGGCCCUCCGUGGAGCAAGCUCCAUCAAGACCAACUUCUCCUGAGAAAUUCUCAGUGCCUCAUAUCUGUGCCAGGUUUGGUCCUGGGGGUCAGCUCAUCAAAGUGAUUCCAAAUCUGCCUUCAGAAGGACAGCCCGCAUUGGUUGAAAUUCACAGCAUGGAGACCUUGCUGCAACACACGCCGGAGCAGGAGGAGAUGCGGGCGUUCCCGGGGCCUCUUGGCAAAGAUGACACCCAUAAAGUGGAUGUUAUUAAUUUUGCACAGAGCAAAGCUACAAAAUGUUUACAGAACGAAAAUUUAAUUGACAAAGAGUCCGCAAGUCUUCUUUGGAGCUUUAUUGUUCUGUUGUGCAGACAGAACGGGACCGUGGUGGGCACAGACAUCGCGGAACUCUUGUUACGAGACCACCGAACCGUGUGGCUUCCUGGGAAGUCGCCCAGUGAGGCCAACCUGAUUGAUUUCACCCAUGAGCCUGCGGAGCAAGUGGAGGAGGAGUCCGGGGAGGCCCAGCUCUCGUUUCUCACUGACAGUCAGGCCGCCACCACCCUUGAAAAAGACACGGAGCGGUUCCGAGAGCUGCUGCUCUACGGCCGGAAGAAGGAUGCUUUAGAGUCCGCGAUGAAGAACGGCUUGUGGGGUCACGCCCUGUUACUUGCCAGCAAGAUGGACAGCCGGACGCACGCCAGAGUCAUGACCAGGUUCGCCAACAGCCUUCCGAUCAACGACCCUCUGCAGACGGUCUACCAGCUGAUGUCCGGGCGGAUGCCAGCCGCGUCCACGUGUUGUGGAGAUGAGAAGUGGGGAGACUGGCGACCGCACCUGGCCAUGGUUUUGUCCAACCUGAACAACAACGUGGACGUGGAAGCCCGGGCGAUGGCCACGAUGGGGGACACUCUGGCCUCGAGAGGCCUCCUUGAUGCCGCGCACUUCUGCUACCUCGUGGCCCAGGCUGGGUUCGGGGUUUACACCAGGAAAACCACAAAGCUUGUCUUAAUUGGAUCAAACCACGGUUUGCCAUUUUUAAAGUUCGCGACCAACGAAGCUAUUCAGAGGACAGAAGCCUAUGAGUACGCUCAGUCCCUGGGGGCGCAGACCUGCUCCUUACCCAGCUUCCAGGUGUUUAAGUUCAUCUACUGCUGCCGCCUGGCUGAGAUGGGGCUCGCGACGCAGGCCUUCCACUACUGCGAGGUGAUCGCCAAGAGCGUCCUGGCGCAGCCCCACAGACACUCCCCAGUGCUGCUCAGCCAGCUGCUUCAGGUCGCCUCCCAGUUGCGCCUCUUUGACCCUCAGCUGAAGGAGAAGCCGGAGGAGGAGGCCGCUACGGAGCCUGCCUGGCUGGUCCAGCUGCAGCUCGUGGAGAAGCAGGUCAAGGAGGGCACCGCGGCGUGGAGUCUGGACAGAGCCUUCCCCCCGCGCUGUCCCAGCUCGCCGCGCUCCGAGGUGGGGCCGUGUGAUGGCCCAGCGCCCGCCCAGCCAGCAGGCCUGGGCACCGACAACCCGCUGCUGGCGCCGCCUGUGCCCGGCGCUGACCACUUGGGCCAGGACGUGCGGCUGCUGCCCUCAGCUCCACUGACGCUCCCCGACGGUCAGCCGGCCUUCCCCACCAGGGCGCUGAUGUUCCCAGUACCACCCCCCGCGGGCCCUGUCGAGCUGGGCCCUGGCUGUGGACCCCCAGGGGCUGCCCUUGGCUUUCCAGAGCACUCUGGGCCUGAUCCUGUGGCUCCGUACCCAGGGCCUGGCCUGCCAUCUGGCGCACCAUCUCUCCAAGAGACUGAACAUCUGCUCCCGGAGGCCAGGAGCCAGGACGCAGGAAUGAUGCCACAAGAGGCACCCGGCAGAAACGUGCUCUCGGAGCUAGGAGAAGAGGAUUUUGGUGGAAAAUUUGCUAAUGUGGGCUCCUCAAGGACGUCCCAGGGCUCCGAGUCAUCUCCGGGCUGGGGCAGCGCUGGCUCAGGGGCCCUGCAGCCGCCUCCGCCUCUGCCGCCCGCGCCCGACGUGAAGAGACCUGUCCAGGCAGCUAAGGAGACCAAGGAGCCUAAGAAGAGCGGCGAGUCCUGGUUCUCUCGUUGGCUGCCUGUGAAGAAGAGGACAGAAGCUUACUUGCCAGACGACAAAAACAAAUCGAUUGUCUGGGAUGAAAAGAAGAACCGCUGGGUGGACACGAACGAGCCGGAGGAGGAGAAGAAGGCUCCGCCCCCACCUCCAGCAUCCCUUCCCAAGGCUCUGCAAGCUGCCCACCCUGGUCCUGGAGGGCCCCCCAGACCCGCUGUGAACAUGUAUUCUAGAAAAGCAGCCCGAGCCCGAGCGCGCUACGUGGAUGUCUUGAACCCGGGGGGCCCCCGGCGGAGCGAGCCAGCCCUUGCUCCCGCGGACUUCUUUGCACCACUGGCCCCACUCCCAAUUCCCACACACCUGUUCGGACCAAACCCAGCAGAUGCAGAGGAAGCACCGCCCGCCGAGGGGGCUGGCAGGGACGGGCAGGCACCGACGGGGGGGCCAGCCAAGCCAGAGCCCACCUCGGAGCCCAAGGUGCUCAGUUCUGCGGCGUCGCUCCCCGGACCUGAACGGCCACCCUCCGGAGCGGACGGUUCCCAGGGAGGAGAGCUGUCGCGCUGUAGUUCACUGAGCUCGUUAUCACGUGAAGUGAGCCAGCAUUUUAACCAGGCUCCCCGUGCUCUCGGCCCUGCAGGGGGCCCUCCUGCGGCAGCGGUGCCCUUCUACAACCCCGCUCAGUUUGCACAAGCCUCUGCUGCCUCGGGAAGUUCAAGGAUGGGAAGGAUUGGCCAGAGGAAGUACCCAGCAUAUUGAGCUAGAAUGGUCCCUGUCCUGGUUUGGUAUUUGGAGCCCUGAAGUGGUUAUUCCACCAAGAGUUCAGACUGAUUGCCUGCGACUCCCGUCUGCUCCCUAAUGGAGACGGAUGCAGCGAUUCAGAAGUGAUUUAUGAAGUGUCGCCAGCAUUAAUUCCACACUUUCAGGAAGCUGGAUGAGAAGAGGGAAUCUGUGACUUACUAGAAUUUUCCAUCUGAAGGAAUAAUUUAAGGAUCCAGCAUUCACAGUCAUUUGAGGAUGUUACACUAAGUGAAGCUGGAAACAUCUUGGCUACGGGAGGACUUUGCUUUUCAGUAACUAAGGCAUCUCUCAAAACCUAACGGUGAAUUAUUGCCAGGUAAAUCCCAGGGGUCCUUUAAGAUGCCGGAAGGAAACAGUGCACCUUUGACUCAGAGAGGAACGCGGCGAGGGGUGCACGUCCAGAGUUGGUCAGCCCCCACCUUGCGUUGUUGAAGCUGGAAGGAUGCUUCGUCUCAAAGGAAACAUGGGCUUCAUUUAGCAACAAUUCCGUUAGGUUUCGAGAGCAGCCCUCGCUGCUGACGUGUGUUUAUCUCCUGUAGCGAAGAGUGUCCAGCCCUGCGUAAUUUCCUGUGGCCUCACUAGGACCAUGACGCUUCCACGCAGCCGGAGGGACUGGCUCUGCUGUCACGAGGGGCGGCGCCGUCGCUGGGACAGAGCCACAGGGGCCUCUGCUCUGAUGUGACGGAUCCGAGUUGACAAACCAGUGUCACAACUGUGGCUGAUAAGUUUGGUUUGGACUUUUCCCUGUGGACCAGCUGAGGCCAUGUGUUCUGGCCCGCCUUCACGGUGCAGUCCAGUUGUCUGGCUUCCUCUCACCAUUGCAUCAUUUAAGGAGUUGGUAACAUCUUGAAGAAAGGGGCUUAAAAUUUCUUGUGAGAAGCUCUGGAAUCUGAACUUUCUGCCCCGAGACCUUCCGUGGCUAAUGUGCUGACUCAGCCUGUGAACCUGCACAGGAAGACCUCCUCCUGGUGGACUCAGCUUUAAGGCUUCAUCGACUGUUCUUAAAACUGUUCACUUUCUUCUUCGGUCUAAGGAAAAGAUUUCAAUAUUUAAAAAAAUCAUUAGGAAAUAAUUUCUGUAGAACGCUGGUGGAACACGGUUUGUUGGGGCUUUAGGUCCAAGGGUAGGGCUUGUGUGAGGGUGGGGUCCGCGCGGGCCGCUCUGGGCCACCUGCCGUCUAGGAAGGACUCACAGAACGGUUUCCAGAAUGUUUCACUGGUUCGUCCCUUUGGGAGAGGCCGGCCUUGUCGACGGGCAGUCUCUCGCGUGCCAGGGUCAGCGCUUGGCGCAGUUCCCGGGCCGAGACCCACCUGGCGCCCUCGGCUUCCUCCUCAGCCCUGCCCGUCGUUCUCUGUGUUUGACUGCCAGCGACUUUUGAUUCAAGAAGCUUCCUCUGAGGCGGGAGCUGCUAUUUUUCCUAAAUGCACAUUGUUAAAUAAAAUAUUUUGCGUUCUC
Molecule: messenger RNA, 8808 nt
Organism: Physeter macrocephalus (sperm whale)
Lineage: Eukaryota; Metazoa; Chordata; Mammalia; Artiodactyla; Physeteridae
Gene: SEC16A
Product: SEC16 homolog A, endoplasmic reticulum export factor
Exons: 31
Coding region: 205-7311 (2368 amino acids)
Biological process (GO): COPII vesicle coat assembly; Golgi organization; autophagy
Cellular component (GO): ER to Golgi transport vesicle membrane; endoplasmic reticulum exit site
Source: RefSeq, a predicted model, not a curated record